This is a messenger RNA of Oppiella nova, 535 nucleotides long. The record is from the annotation of a GenBank genome assembly. NCBI's taxonomy places the organism in Eukaryota, Metazoa, Arthropoda, Arachnida, Sarcoptiformes, Oppiidae.
CAGCCUUUGGUUUGUAAAUAAAGUUUUGCAUCGAUUUGUCGCUUGAAUUGAGUGUCCAUUGAAUCCAUUGAGUGAUCGGAUGGCGAACCGCAAGAGGAAUAUCUCAUUCGCCAAACCAGAAGAGCCCGACUUCAUCAAGAAGUUGAAGGCCAAACACGGCAUCACCGCCGGACCCGAUGUGGACACCAAGAGGGAAGUGAUGCCAAGAGUAGACUCGGAUGACUUGGAGGACAGGGAUGAGGAGCAGCCCGUCAUUGUGGUCCUCAAAGACGGCGAUCUCGAUGAGGAGGAAGUGAAGCGAAUCACUGACGAGAAUCAAUUGAAACAAGAGGAGACGGAUAUAAAAGAGGGAAAAAUCAUUUUCAAGAAACCAGACAAAAGUGAGACCAACGAUCAGAAUCAGUCGUUACUUAAGAGUAAGAGUGAGAAGGAGUCCAUCAGACAAAGACUCCAAUCAAAUGAGACGAAAAGUGUCCGAAAUUCGAGUUUACUUUCGUUUGGGGACGAAGAGGAUGAUGAAGAAGACAGCGAUUGA